Messenger RNA from Adineta steineri, 862 nucleotides. The record is from the annotation of a GenBank genome assembly. NCBI's taxonomy places the organism in Eukaryota, Metazoa, Rotifera, Eurotatoria, Adinetida, Adinetidae.
UCAAAAUGAUGGUCAAUGUUUUCAAGAUUCACCAAAUUGUCCAAAACGAUCUACCUGUGUUUGUCGUUCAUGUUAUUAUGGAGAUCGAUGUCAAUUUAGUACAAGUGAAUUUGGUUUAUCACUUGAUGCUAUUUUAGCUUAUCAUAUUAUUCCUAAUGUUAAUAUAAUUCAUCAAACAUUCAUUGUUAAAUUAAGUUUAUCAAUAACAAUUUUAUUUAUAUUUAUAGGAGUUAUCAAUGAUAUUCUUUCAUUUAUAACAUUUAAAAAUAAAAAGGUACGUGAAAUGAGUUGUGGAAUUUAUUUAUUUGGUUCUUCAAUAACAACAUUAUUAACAAUGAUUUUAUUCGGAUUAAAAUAUUUUAUUUAUCUUUCAUCACAAAUGUCUAUUUUAUCGAAUCAAUCAUUUUUCAAAAUUCAAUGUCAUUCGCUAGAUUUUCUUCUUCAAAUUUGUCUUAAUAUGAAUCAAUGGUUCAAUGCAUGUGUAGCAUUGGAAAGAGCAAUAACAGUGAUUCAAGGUAUUCAAUUUAAUAAAAAGAAAAAUAAAAAAUUAGCGAAAAAAAUGUUAAUUAUUCUAUUCUUUUUUAUUAUUUUAACAUCAAUUCAUGAUCCAAUUUAUCGACGUUUAUUUGAAGAAGAAGAAAAUGAUAAUGAUGAGAUGAAAAGGAUCUGGUGUAUUGUAACUUAUCCUUCAAAUUUACAAAUUUAUAAUCGAAUUCUUAAUACAUUUCAUUUCUUUGUUCCAUUUUUAAUUAAUUUUAUUUCAUCAAUUAUUUUAAUAACAAAAACAUCUGAUCAACAAUCUCAUCUUCAUCAAAAUCGAUCUUAUCAAGAUAUGUUAUGGGAGAAAAUUCGAGAACAUUAA